Messenger RNA from Triplophysa dalaica, 375 nucleotides. It is a transcript of the gene ly6pge, whose product is annotated as lymphocyte antigen 6 family member pge. Bases 1 to 375 code for a protein of 124 amino acids. The transcript is spliced from 3 exons. The record is from RefSeq and is a predicted model, not a curated record. NCBI's taxonomy places the organism in Eukaryota, Metazoa, Chordata, Actinopteri, Cypriniformes, Nemacheilidae.
AUGAGAUCUGUCCAUUUCUGCCUGCUGCAAGGCCUGUGCCUCACCUUCCUUCUCGCUCAAAGUGAAGGGCUGAAGUGUUAUAGCUGCAUGGGGGCUACAGAUGAAGACUGUAAUCGGCAGGGCUCCGAAACAUGUCCAAGCUAUUCAGAUGCAUGUACUAUCAUCCGGGGACAUGGCAGUGGCGUAAUGAAGUCGUGCUCCUACAAAUCCUUCUGCAGCCAAGCUAACAGCCAGGGCUACAGAGCUCCAGGGGUGAAAGUUCAUUGCUGCUAUUCUGAUGACUGUAACGUGGCAGGACAAGCCACUAGAAUCAGCACAGGCGUCAACUUCUUUCUAGGGUUUCUGUUAUUCAUCUGCCAUUUGUUGUCAAACUAA